AUGAUCAUCACCCUCCAGCAAACGAGAAACAUACUGCAACAAUUACUAGGGUCUACGACUCUCGAACGGACCCGAUUGCUGCUUGAUACGUUUGUUCGUGUCGAUGAUCAUGACGUUCUGCUGGUGCAGGAUCAGAUGGACAUCACGUGCGUCAUUGCGAUGCAAACUGCAGUGCAGAAGGCGUGCUUCAAGCAAUGGGGCGACAGUUUAGUCAUGGAUUGGACGCACGGGACUACAACUUAG
Messenger RNA from Phytophthora sojae, 243 nucleotides. RefSeq lists its product as hypothetical. The record is from RefSeq and is a predicted model, not a curated record. NCBI's taxonomy places the organism in Eukaryota, Oomycota, Peronosporomycetes, Peronosporales, Peronosporaceae. The transcript has a single exon. Bases 1 to 243 code for a protein of 80 amino acids.